CUGGUUAAUAACAACAAUUAUAAUACAGCGACCUAGUCUUGGAAUGGUGGAUCAUUUUGGAAAACUAAAUGGAGGCACCGUCCCAUUGGAACUGCAUUAUAAUUGGCAACCAUCAAACAUAUUAAACGAUCCCUUCCGGACUGACCGAGGCCAUGGAUGUUUGGUGUUAAAUCGUGAAAUUAAGAUACCACCCCAUGUGGUAAGAGCUCUUUGGGAAAAUGCUUCGUUAAGAUGCUGCGUAGAUGGAGGGGCAAAUCGUUGGCUACAUUUCCUCACGUCAGAGAUAAAUCAAGAAUAUAGCCUUAAGCUCCCAGAUUUAAUAACUGGUGAUUUUGAUUCUAUAACUGCCGAAACAACAGACUAUUUUGCCAAAAGGGAUAUAAAACAAAUGCACACUCCGGAUCAAAAUCAUACAGAUUUCAGUAAAGCUGUGGAUAUUAUAAAACCUUUGCUUACGAAGCAGAAGUUGCAAGAUAUUGUGGUAUUCCAUGACACAUCGGGACGUUUCGAUCAAAUUAUGGCUAAUGUAAAUACGCUAUUCACACGAUAUGAUGAAAGAUGUCGAAUAUUUUUAUUGGGUAGCUGUGCUCUGUCAUGGCUACUUAAACCGGGCAAGCAUUCCAUUUCAAUACCCUCUCAUUUAGUCAAGGAUAAAAGAUGGUGCUCUCUAAUACCAGUAGGACAUGAGGCUACAAAUGUUACAACAUCUGGUUUAAAAUGGAAUUUAAACAACGGUUCAUUACGCUUCGGUGGCAUGGUGAGCUCUUCGAAUACCUAUUCAUGUACAGAAGUGGAAAUAGAGACCAACUCCGAAUUAGUAUGGUCUAUGGGAGUCUUUUCAUUCAACGAUGAUUGAUCGUUAAUAGAUUUACUUAACACUUACAUAUUUAUAUUGAUUUGAUAUUUUUUUGCAUUUGUAGCUAGUAGAAAUAUUUUUUGGUUUUAUAUGUAAAAUACGUUAUGGAUUUAUCUUUAGUCAUGUUUUUUGCUUUUAGAAUAGUAUGUCCCCAAGCCAUUUACAGGCUUAUUUUCCUCAGGUCUUCGACAAAGUCGAAAGAUAUUUCAAACGACUUCAUCCUUAAUAAUGAUUUUAAAUCAAAUAGCCCUAUUCCAAUACAACCUUUACUUAAUACAAUACGUAUGUACUUAUUUUGUGUAAAUUUUUUUAAAGUUAAUUUUAAUUUGUAGUUAAAAUGUUACUCUUUAAAAGUGUUGUGGUACUUAUGUUUUCUUUAAUUAUGAAAAUAAAGCAAGUUCAAACAUA
Molecule: messenger RNA, 1264 nt
Organism: Stomoxys calcitrans (stable fly)
Lineage: Eukaryota; Metazoa; Arthropoda; Insecta; Diptera; Muscidae
Product: thiamin pyrophosphokinase 1
Exons: 4
Coding region: 44-856 (270 amino acids)
Biological process (GO): thiamine metabolic process; thiamine diphosphate biosynthetic process
Molecular function (GO): ATP binding; thiamine binding; thiamine diphosphokinase activity
Source: RefSeq, a predicted model, not a curated record